Molecule: messenger RNA, 3743 nt
Organism: Odocoileus virginianus texanus
Lineage: Eukaryota; Metazoa; Chordata; Mammalia; Artiodactyla; Cervidae
Gene: MASTL
Product: microtubule associated serine/threonine kinase like
Biological process (GO): intracellular signal transduction; peptidyl-serine phosphorylation
Molecular function (GO): protein serine/threonine kinase activity; ATP binding
Source: RefSeq, a predicted model, not a curated record
AGCCUCACUUUGAAACUAGUUGGCGGGAGUUGCCAAGGGGCCUUGCCCGGUGAUAGAACCUUGCUUCCGGGGUGGACUGCGAUGGAGCCCACCUUGGGCGGUGAGAUGAAGAGUGGAGCUGGAGCGGCAACCGGAGAGUGCGUGAAUAGGAUCCCGGUGCCCAGACCCCCCUCCAUUGAGGAGUUCACCAUAGUGAAGCCUAUUAGCCGCGGCGCCUUUGGGAAGGUGUAUCUGGGGCAGAAAGGCAACAGGUUGUAUGCGGUGAAGGUUGUCAAAAAGGCAGACAUGAUCAACAAAAAUAUGACUCAUCAAGUACAAGCUGAGAGGGACGCACUGGCCCUAAGCAAAAGUCCUUUCAUUGUCCAUUUGUACUAUUCCCUGCAGUCAGCAAACAAUGUCUACUUGGUAAUGGAAUAUCUCAUUGGUGGAGAUGUCAAGUCCCUUCUACAUAUCUAUGGCUAUUUUGAUGAAGAGAUGGCCGUGAAAUAUAUAUCUGAAGUUGCAUUGGCUCUAGACUACCUUCAUAGACAUGGAAUCAUUCACAGGGAUUUGAAGCCAGACAAUAUGCUUAUUUCUAAUGAAGGUCAUAUUAAACUAACAGAUUUUGGCCUUUCCAAAGUUACUUUAAAUAGAGAUAUCAACAUGAUGGAUAUUCUUACAACACCAUCCAUGGUGAAACCUAGACAGGAUUAUUCAAGAACCCCAGGACAAGUAUUAUCUCUCAUCAGCUCUUUGGGAUUUCAGACACCAGUUGUAGAAGAAAAUCGUGACUCUGCAAGUGUUCUUUCGACUCAUGUAUCUGAAACAUCACCACUUUCUCAAGGACUAACUUGUCCUAUGUCCAUAGAUCAAAAGGACAUUACUCCUUAUUCUAGCAAGCUACUAAAAUCAUGUCCUGAAAUGGUUGCCUCCCACCCCCGGAUGCCCGUGAAGUGUCUAACUUCCCACCUCCUCCAGUCUAGGAAGAGGCUGGCAACAUCCAGCACCAGCAGUCCGUCCCAUACCUUCAUAUCCAGCGUGGAAUCCGAGUGCCACAGCAGUCCCAAAUGGGAAAAGGAUUGCCAGGAAAGUGACGAUGCAGCAGGCUCCACAAUGAUGAGUUGGAAUACAGUUGAAAAGCCUUUAUGCACAAAAUCUAUAGAUGCCAUGGAGACCAAAAGUUUCAGUGAAAGGAAUCUUGAGUUAGCUCUUUCUCCCAUUCAUGGCAGCAGCAUCGUUCCUGCCACUGGAGACUCUUACGUUAACCAUGCUAAAAAAUGUUCUUCAGGGGAAGUUUCUUGGGAAGCAAGACAACUAGAUGUAAAUAGUAUCAAUGUGACUGCUGACACAAGCCAGUCUGGUCUCCAUGAAUCAAAACAGUGGGAUGUGGAUUCUGGUGGGAUGACUGAAGAGCACCUUGGGAAAAGAAGUUGUAAAAGAAUUUUCGAAUUAGUUGACUCCAGUCCUCAUCAGGGAAUUAUACCAAAUAAAAAAAGUUGCUUCGAGUAUGAGCAUAAUAAUGAAAUGACAGAUUGUUAUGCAAAUCAAAGGACAGGCCUGACAGUUGAAGUCCAGGACCUUAAGCUGUUGGUAUACAGAGAUCAUCAAAAUGACUGUGUGAAUAAAGAGCAUGUGGGCAGUUCUUUUACUGAUAAACACCAAACCCCAGAAAAAUCGUCUGUCCCAAUGAUAGAAAAAAACCUUAUGUGUGAGCUGGAUGACGAUUGUGACAAGAAUAGUAAGAAGGACUACUUAAGUUCUAGUUUCCUAUGUUCUGAUGGUGAUAGAACUCCUAAAAGUAUUCACAUGGACUCUGAUUCAUCUUUUCCUGGAAUUUCCAUCAUGGAAAGUCCGUUAGGAGGGCAGUCUUUAGAUCCAGAUAAAAACAUCAAAGAAUCCUCUUUGGAAGAAUCAAAUAUUGAAGACCUACUUCCUGUAUCACCCAGCUGCCAAGAAAGUACCUUGCCAAAAGGUGUUGAGUGUCCUACCAUCCAAGACAGCAACCAAAAAAUGUUGGCUCCUUCUUCAGAGGUCUUAAAACCAUUAACCUCUAAAAGAAAUGCUGUGGCAUUUCGGAGUUUUAACAGUCACAUUAAUGCUUCCAAUAGCUCCGAACCUUCUAAGAUGAGCGUCACUUCUUUAGAUGUGAUGGAUAUUUCGUGUGCCUAUAGUGGGUCAUAUCCCAUGGCUAUCACCCCUACUCAGAAAGAAAGAUCCUACAUGCCAUAUCAGCAGACCCCAAAUCAGGUCAAAUCAGAAACUCCAUACCGAACUCCAAAGAGUGUGAGAAGAGGGGCAGCCCCAGUGGAUGACGGUCGAAUCCUGGGAACGCCGGACUACCUCGCGCCCGAGCUGCUGUUAGCCAGGGCCCAUGGUCCUGCAGUAGACUGGUGGGCCCUUGGAGUUUGCUUGUUUGAAUUUCUAACAGGAAUUCCCCCUUUCAAUGAUGAAACACCACAGCAAGUAUUCCAGAAUAUUCUGAAAAGAGAUAUCCCUUGGCCUGAAGGUGAAGAAAAGUUAUCUGAUAAUGCUCAAAGUGCUGUGGGCAUACUCUUAACCAUUGAUGAUACAAAGAGAGCAGGAAUGAAAGAGCUGAAACAUCAUCCUCUCUUCAGUGGUGUGGAUUGGGAAAAUCUACAGCAUCAAAAAAUGCCAUUCAUACCCCAACCAGAUGACGAGACAGAUACAUCUUAUUUUGAAGCCAGGAAUAAUGCUCAGCACCUGACUGUAUCUGGAUUUAGCCUUUAGCUUUAAUCUGUUAAAUUGUUCCCUUUAAUCUAACCUUGCCUUAUAGCAUGAGCUAGCAUAAUUAAUAAUUACAUACACCUUAGUACUAGAUUGAUGUAAGCAGGAAAAAUCAUUAUUUUACCUGGAUCAGCAAGCUUUUCAUGUAUGUUAUAGCUUCCACAGCAUUAAAAAGGCUAUCAAGGAUGUAAUCAGUAAUUUAUCUUAGUCUCAGAGUUGUAAAUAGAUCUUCAAAGCUUUUUUCAUCUUAUUUAUUUUGUUAUUGCACUUUAUAAAAAUUAAUGCUUCAGUAAAACUAUUAGAAACAUGACCUCUUUAGAGAAAGAGUAAGCCUCGAGCUUGAUUUUCUUUCUCAUCUGUUCAUGUCGGUCUACCAUUCAUUUGGUGUUAACACAACAAAAACAUUAUAGUUUUAUUUUAUUGUAAUUUAUCUGUACUUGAUUGCCUGCAAAAGCUAUAGUCUUGAGGGCAAUCAUGUAAAGCUAUCAUUGUGGCCUCAAAAAUGCAACUAGAAAAUUCCUUUACUCAGUACUAUAACUCCUUUUGGGAAUGAGAAAUAAAAGGAUUAGGGUUUUGCCUCACUUUGCUUUGAAUACAGUUUUGUUGCAUUGGCUGCUUCUGGUGCUUUCUCUACAAUACAGAUUACUUUAAAAUAGUAGUAGAAAGCUUAGGUGAGAUAUACUGUAGCAAUUUUAACAGGUUGUUCAAUUUUAACAAAAAACGUGAUGGUUUACAUUUCUAAAUAAUUCAUUUAAAACAUAUGCAGCAUUACCAGAGUAGCCUGAUUCUUUUUUAAAAAAAUAACUUAACUUUCACUUAAUAAAUAUAAUUGUAACAUACUUUGAUACAUUCUCUGUCAACAUCACUCUUUUCAAUACAGAUACAGCUUCAAAAGUCAUAUCUUAAAUUCAUUGAGGUUUUCUGCAUACUUACCCACCAAAAGAGAAAAAUUCAAAUUUAAAUGUACCAUGUGUAAAUUUUCUGUUAAUAUAUUAAAUACUGUUGCUCAUUUUGCAAAA